AAUGAUAUUAUCUAAUGAUAUGGAUCUUGAGGAAUUUGUAAUGUCUAAAGGUGAUUUGAGUAGUGCUAAUCAGCUCCUUAAACUAAAAGAUCAUAUUAACCUUCUUGUUAACCUUCUUUCAACUAAAUCUGAUUCUAAUACUAAAAAAGAUUUUAAAUAUCUAAAAAAAAUUUUGCUUACUGAUAGUGAAUGGAUUACAAUUAAUGAACUUGUAAAAAUUCUUCAACCCUUUUAUGAAGCUACAAAUUAUUUAGGUGCAAGUAACUAUUGCACAUAUUCAGUCUUGGUUCCUAUUUUAAUUGAUCUUAAAAACAGAUAUCAGCCUACAGAUGAUAUUGAGAUAGAAGAUAUUAAUAAUUAUGAUAAUGACGACCAGGAUAUAUUUGAUGAUACAAGUUAUGAUGAGGAGGAAGAUGAGCAGGCUUAUACACCAAUUAAUAUAGACAUCGAUAAGAUUAAAAGUAAUUUGUAUAAUGCAAUAAACUACUAUUGGUCUAAUUUAACAAUACCUAAAUUACUUUUACCUAGUCUUUUGGAUCCUAGAUGUAAAAAUCUAUCGUUCGUCACAUUCACGGAACGGUUUGCUACUGAAAAUCUACUUCGUGAAGAAUAUAAUAGAAUAAAUAAUUUAGAUAAAGAAAAUGUAGUUAGAAUGGAGAUUCAUACAAAAAAACAUAAUACUAAAGGUAGCAUCCUUUCCAUUUUUAAAAAGCAUACGCCAACUAUAAUUGAAGAGAUUUCAGAGUAUUUAAAGUCUAAGGAGAUUGAUUUUGAAUGUGAUCCUUUAGAGUGGUGA
Scutellospora calospora is the source of this 796-nucleotide messenger RNA. The record is from the annotation of a GenBank genome assembly. Lineage: Eukaryota; Fungi; Glomeromycota; Glomeromycetes; Diversisporales; Gigasporaceae.